Molecule: messenger RNA, 7895 nt
Organism: Thalassophryne amazonica
Lineage: Eukaryota; Metazoa; Chordata; Actinopteri; Batrachoidiformes; Batrachoididae
Gene: ubr3
Product: ubiquitin protein ligase E3 component n-recognin 3
Exons: 40
Coding region: 56-5623 (1855 amino acids)
Biological process (GO): protein ubiquitination; ubiquitin-dependent protein catabolic process via the N-end rule pathway
Cellular component (GO): cytoplasm; ubiquitin ligase complex
Molecular function (GO): ubiquitin protein ligase activity; zinc ion binding
Source: RefSeq, a predicted model, not a curated record
GAGAAGAUGGCAACAAGACAACAAAAAUAAAUUUGUGGACAACAACCUAGAGUGCAUGAUGGCGGCGUCAAUGGUUCGCCGGGACAAGAAAGCCACUGCUGCCAACCUAAAGGCCGACUUAAACCGGACUGACAAUAACUCCGGACUACAACGACUUCAGGAACUGCUCGAUGCGGUGUUGAAUCCCGAAAAAGCAGUGGCGGACACAGAGGCUCUGGACUGGUGUAAAUGUCUGAUAGCAGGAGGCGACGGCUUCGAGGAGUUCUGUAAAACGGUUCGCUCCUAUGACAACGCUACUCUGUGCGGCUUGGUUUGGACGGCUAAUUUCGUAGCUUAUCGAUGCCGGACCUGUGGAAUCUCGCCGUGCAUGUCCCUGUGCGCAGAAUGCUUUAAUAAUGGAGAACACACGGGCCAUGACUUCAACAUGUUCAGGAGCCAGGCUGGUGGGGCCUGUGACUGUGGUGACAGUAAUGUGAUGAGAGACGCUGGGUUUUGCCAUCAGCAUCGAUUGAGAAUGGGGGAGAAUAUCCCAUCAAUUCCUCGAGACCUCCUGCUGAUGUCUGAGAUGGUUCUUCCUCGCUUUAUCCUGUGUGUCAUUCAGUACUUGAGGGAUGGGUACACUGAACCAGACACCUCGACUGAGAGAGAUCUACAGAAUGUUCUACAGCAGCUGGAGCCUCAGAUCUCUUUCUUGGAAGAGCUAACAAAGAUGGGAGGGGCAAUGAGGACAGUACUGACAAAGAUCCUGACCAAUCAGCAGGCAUUCAAGGAGUUGAGCAUGGGCCAAGAAGGAAAUUUGUAUGCUAAAAAGAAUUAUGAGAAGUAUCUGUCAGCGUUGAAGAAUUCAGGUCUGGUUUCUGUUGAGGAGAAAGCACAAGGUGCCUCUGCUGAUUUUAGUGUUGGAGCUGAAGGAGGUGCAGGUGCGGUGGUUUUAUUGGGAACCUCUUCACCAGGGAGCCCAAAUGAAUCUAGCAAAGAGGAGGACCAAGAUGCAGGACAGACUGUUGGACAGAGAAAGAGGGUUAAACUGAGUAGCAGUACCAGAGAACCAUGUAUUAUUGAGUCCCUGAAGCAUAAAUGCUUUUUGGAGGAGCUGCUGUUUUGGACAAUAAAGUAUGAGUUUCCUCAGAAGAUGGUGACCUUCUUACUAAACAUGCUGCCAGAUCAAGAUUACAAGAUCACAUUUACAAAAACAUUUGUUCAGCAUUAUGCAUUUAUCAUGAAGACGCUGAUGAAAAGCCACGAAUCAGACACCAUGUCCAACCGCAUUGUCCAUAUUAGUGUGCAGCUGUUCAGCAAUGAGGAGCUGGCACGACAUGUAACAGAGGAGUGUCAGCUGCUGGACAUUAUGGUCACAGUCCUCCUCUACAUGAUGGAGAGUUGCCUUGUUAAAAGCGAACUUCAGGAUGAGGAAAACAGUCGCCAUGUUGUGGUGAACUGUGGCGAGGCUCUGUUGAAGAACAACACUUACUGGCCAUUAGUUAGUGAUUUUAUUAAUAUCCUCUCCCACAAAAGUGUAGCUAAGACAUUCCUGGAGGACCAUUCAUUGCUGAUGCUGUGGAUGAGCUUUGUAUCUUUUUUUCAAGGUAUGAACCUGAAUAAACGAGAGUUGAAUGAACACGUGGAAUUUGAGUCUCAGACAUACUAUGCUGCAUUUGCAGCCGAGCUUGAGGCCUGCGCGCAACCAAUGUGGGGUCUCUUGACACACUGCAAAGUCAAAGAGACACGGGAAUAUACUAAAACAGUGGUGCACUACUGCUUGGAGACUUUGCACAUCUGGUUUGAUGCCAUUGGCUUUGUCGAUGAGCCUACUCAGAAUCAGGUGACAUUUCACCUGCCCCUGCACCGUUACUAUGCCAUGUUCCUCAGCAAGGCUGUAAAGUGUCAGGGUGUGGACCUGGACAGCUUCCUGCCUGAUCAGGAGAUGUUGAUGAAGAUCAUGGUACAUCCACUCCAAAUCCAGGCAAGCCUGUCAGAGAUCCACAGCAACAUGUGGGUCAGAAACGGCCUGCAGAUUAAGGGACAGGCUAUGACUUAUGUGCAGUCACAUUUCUGCAACUCCAUGAUUGACCCAGACAUCUACCUGCUCCAGGUUUGUGCAUCAAGGCUAGAUCCUGACUACUUUAUUUCAAGUGUUUUUGAGAGGUUCAAAGUGGUUGACAUGUUGACCAUGGCGUCUCGGCAUCAGAAUUCUGUCUUGGAUUCUGAGCAUGAGAAACCGAUGCUUGAAGGAGCACUAACAUUUCUGGUCAUACUAACAAGCCUUCGCAUUCAUUUGGGCAUGACAGAUGAUGAAAUCCUCAGAGCUGAAAUGGUCUCUCAGUUGUGUAUGAAUGACCGUACACACAGUGCCCUAUUGGACCUUAUUCCUGAAAAUCCCAACCCCAAGAGUGGCAUAGUGCCAGGAAGCUGUAGUUUUGAGGACAUGCUUUCUGCUGUGGCAGACUUCAAAGCACCAGUGUUUGAGCCAGGAGGCUCAAUGCAGCAGGGCAUGUACACACCUAAAGCGGACGUGUGGGAGAAAGAAUUUGACCCCAUCAUGGUUGUUCUCAGAACAGUUUACCGACGUGAUGUGCAGUCAGCAAUGGACAGAUACUCUGCAUUUCUUAAACAGUGUGGUAUUCACACUGGCAACCCAUGGCCACCUUACAAGGAGAGGACUCCUCUGCACCCAUGUUACAAAGGCCUUGUCAAGCUCCUCCACUGCAAGACACUGCACAUUGUAAUAUUCACGCUCCUUUACAAGAUAUGGAUGGAUCAUCAGAACAUGUCUGAGCACGUGCUCUGCAUGGUGCUGUACCUAAUAGAGUUGGGUUUGGACAACCAAGUUCAAGACACCAAGGAGGAUGUGGAGCCUUGCAUUGAGGAGCAUUGCCACGACAGCUGGUUCCCUGGUACAAAUCUCCUCUCCAAUCUGUAUCAUAUCAUCAACUUUGUAAGGGUCCGGGUUCCUGAGACAGCUCCUGAAGUAAAGAAAGAGGUGCCUCCCAGCACCAGCUCUGAAGCUUCCUCAUAUGGCCAGAAUUCAAGGCGUCUUUCAGGAAAUUGGAGAGAGAACCUGCGUGAAGCUCAGGUCUUCAGUCUUGUGGCAGAACGCAGGAGGAAAUUCCAGGAGAUAAUCAACCGCAGCAACACUGAAGCCACACAGGUCGUCCGGCCCAAGGGCUCAUCCACACGUUGGGUCCCACCAGGAACACCGCCCCCAAUGGUAACGGAGAUCUUGGAGAUCCGGGAGAGCAUGCUGUCUCUGCUCAUCAAACUCCACCAGAAGAUGUCUUCCAAGCAGAACUCGCUCUCAGCAUCCUUGAUAGAAGACAUGGACACAAGCCGCCUUGCUCACGGAGACGGCAUUACAGCAAUAGAGCGCAUCCUCACCAAGGCAGCCUCACGCAGCUGCCACAUCAAACGUAGCAUUCAGGAGAUUUGUGGGAAAGUGUAUCCUCCAGUGCCACCAAAGAAGAACAGUCCUAGUGACAAGAAAGCCAUGGAUAAAGAAGAGAGACGUCAGAGGGCAAGAGAAAGGCAGCAGAAACUACUUGCUGAAUUUGCCUCUAGGCAAAAGAGUUUCAUGGAAACUGCAAUGGAUGUUGAAUCCCCAGAAACUGAGGCGGCCAUGGACUUGGGAGCAUCUGAGUUAAUGGAAUCUGAAGUCCUGUAUGACUGUGUGAUUUGUGGCCAGAGCGGACCUUCGACUGAGGAGAGACCCACUGGCCUGGUGGUUCUCCUCCAGGCAUCCUCAGUACUUGGGCACCGUUGUAAAAGUGAAGAAGCCAAGAAGCUACCAACAAGUGAUGACGAGCACAUCUACCCUGCCGAUACAUGUGGGGUGGCUCAUGAUGUCAGACUCACCCUCAUGCAACGCUUCUUUAAAGAUAGUUCUUGUCUGCAGUCAGUCUCAAUAGGCUGGGAUGGGGGUGUCUAUGUACAGACCUGUGGACACACAUUGCACAUCGAUUGCCACAAAUCAUACAUGGAAUCUCUUCGGAAUGAACAUGUCCUGCAGGGUUUCUCUGUUGAUAAGGGUGAAUUCACCUGCCCGCUGUGUCGACAGUUUGCUAAUAGUGUCCUUCCCUGUCGUUCCGGGAGAGGCACAGAAGCUGGAGCCUGGCACACGCCCACAAACAAGAAAACAUCUGUGCUUGUAAAGGAGGUUGAAGGUCUUCAAGACAAACUGAGCCUUUUCCCAAUGGACUCCAACUUAAGUAAACAGAUGGAGCUGGUCAUCAAAGAUAUUAAGAACACCACCCAGAAGAAAUACAUGGACUAUGGCAAAAACCCUGGAUCCCCUGACAAUGAUUUUCUCUUCAUGUACUCCGUUGCAAGGACCAACCUGGAGUUGGAACUUGUGCACCGAGGAGGAAAUCUUUGUUGUGGAGGAUCCAGUGCAGCGGCCAAGCGCUCAUGUCUCAAUCAGCUGUUCCAUGUGUUGGCCAUGCACAUGCGUUUGUACAGCAUAGAUUCAGCCUACAAUCCUUGGACUAAGCUGACUCAGGUUACACAAGGCAAAGAAUCAGAUAGUUUUGAUGAAGAGAGACCUGAGGUGCCCGUGCUGUUCCGAGAUGUUCCAUCUCUACUAAUUAUCUUUGUGUUGACGAUGCCACAGCCUCUGCGAAAAGAGCACUUCACCUGUAUGGUGAAAAUGCUGUACAACCUGCAGUACAUACAAGCUCUUGCUGCCACUUUGACUAAGUUCAGUCCAGAGGAGAGACAGGCUUGGAGCACAUCUGGAGCACUUACAAAGAAUGCACCGAAUGCUGAGAAAUCAUCUGAAGCUCUGCUCAGUCAUGUCAUCAGUGAAUUCUCAAAGGACAAGAGUGUCUACAAGCUCAACACUGAAGAACCAUCAGUGCUGAGUUCUAGUGUGUGGUCCCCACAGUCCAUCGAGUUCAGCUUGCAGCAGUUCUGUCUGCCCUUCCUUCGCCUCUCCUGCCUUCUGCAGCAUCACCUCUAUGGAGACAACCUCACUGGCUGCCUGGAAGAAGAGGAGUUCUCGUCCUUGGCUAUGUGUUUGGGGCUCCUACCUUCUGCCCCACAGCCCUCUACCACUGUGCACAGUGCCUCAUGUCUGGAGUGGCCAGCCAGCCCUUUUGAUUUGGUGACACAUUGGUGUUUGGAGGUCACCGGGGUCAAUCAGAUGCAGGCAGAGCAAUCACAGACCUUGCUUGUCCAGGACCCUCAGUGGGCAGGGCCCCGCCUUCUCCAGCUACCAGACAACUACAAUAUCAUCUUCCAGUACUAUCACAGGAAGGCCUGCACUGCCUGCAAAAAAGUGCCAAAAGACCCUGCACUCUGCCUUGUUUGUGGCGCCUUCGUUUGUCUCAAAGGGCUGUGUUGCAAACAGCAGGGUAUCUGUGAAUGUGUUUUGCACUCCCAGCACUGUGGCGCAGCUACAGGCAUCUUUCUACUCAUAAAUGCCUCAGUCAUUAUCAUUAUCCGUGGACAUCGUUUCUGUCUUUGGGGUUCUGUUUACCUGGAUGCUCAUGGCGAGGAAGACCGCGAUUUACGCCGGGGCAAGCCGCUGUUCUUAUGUGAAGAAAGGUAUCGAGUGUUGGAGCAGCAGUGGAUCUCACACACCUUUGAUCACAUUAAUAAGCGUUGGGGUCCUCAUUAUAAUGGACUCUAGAUCUUCCAAAGUCUAAUGAAAAAAAACUGCAACCCUUACAGGAGAUGUUUUGGGUUUUUUCCCCUCUCUGUUUUGGCUUGUGUGUGUGUGUCUGCCUCCUUUAAACAUUUGGGCCAUCAUGUGCAGAAAACAGACAUUCAGUGACCACAGAUUUGGAUUCUGUGAUGUUUGGCGUACAGUUAUGCCUACAGUUUGAUGUGUGUGUGUGUGUGUGUAUACACGUGAGUCAUCAUGUGAUUUUCAGCAAGUAUAAACAGAGUUUGGUUACUUCAAAGUAAAAGCACAACUUUUCCCAGAAAUUAAAGAAAAUUUGUUUGGAUUUGACUUUUGAAGCCUGUAAAGUGUUAAUGGGUUAAACUUAUAUUAAGUAUUGAAUGUCCCAGCAAAGGUUUGGUUUUGUUUAUCUUGCACGCUUUAUGAUAUUAAUGCAUAUCCCUCUUAUUUAUCAAUACGUGUUCUGCUGUGCUGGCAUGAGUUUCAGGCUCCUGAGGAGUGUACAGUAAAUUAUAAUGUACACCCUUUGUUUGCUGACAUGGACUAUAGGCAGGACAACUCCACCCAACAACACUAGAGUUUUUUGCAAACAAGUAAAGACUAUUUUUAUGGGUCUAGUUGCAAUCCAUCCUCAGGAAUUUUUUAUUUUAUUAUUAUUAUUAUUAUUAUUAUUAUUUUGCAGUUUAAUCUUACAUUUUAGAUAUUUAAAAUAAAUGCUGCUGCUCAUUGUUCAAGUAAUUUUUUAACUUGUGAAGAUGUUUUUCAGGUUGUGCUUUUUGAGUUUGUGGUAGAUGGCUGGGAAUGUCGGCUCUAACUCACUUUACUGUAAAGAAAAACAAAACCUUUGCGGUCACCUUGUCACUUCUCUUUGUGCAUCUGUUGUCCUCCUGCAGUUCAUUUACGCUGCUUGGUUCUCAAAUGCCAAACUCUUAAGGCAGUGACACCAACUCAGAAUCGAUUAAUAAGCUGAAGUUCAGUGUCAAGCAUCACAAAAAAAUGUGAAUUCAAAGACAUAAAAAUUAGUUGUGUGGUAUAGCAUUUUAGGAAAUGUCACUGCACACAAACGGCAUCUUGCUGCUCUGGCAAAAGUCUGCACCCUGUGACAGCAGUAUAUUGGUGGCGUCAUUGUUUUUCACAAGACAUGAAAUUUUGUUGCUUUUGACAAGAAAUGCUGACGCCAUUCAUCUUUCACUACUGUCAGGAAAAAAAAGUUCUUGAUGGUUUGUCACCUGUAGCGUCAUAAACUGCAGUUUACACUCAGGUUCUUAAGUAUUUGGACAGCAGCAGUUUUUGAUUUUGGCCUCUGUACACCACCAGAAUGGAGCUGAAAUGAUACAAUCAAAAUGUGCUUGUAGUGUCGACUUUCAACUUUAAUUCAAGGGGUUUAACAAAAAUAAUCACAUUAACCAUUUAGGAAUUAUGACCAUUUUUAUUCACAGUACCAACAUUUGAAUUUAAUUUUAAUAAUUUGACAAAUUAAAUAUAAGGAUGAUUAUUUAUCCACAUUGUCACUUUUACAGCCAGUUUUUUUUUUUUUUUUUUUUUUUUUAGACAAGUCGGGAUGGCUAACAUUUCCAUGUCACUUAAUAUAUACGGUAAAUGUUAGACCAUUUGAAUUAAAGCUGAAAGUUUACAGUACAAACAUAUCUUGUUUCAAUUCAAGAAGGCAUAAUACAAUAAAAGUUGGUGUCCAAAUAUUUAUGGACCUGUCUGUUUCUCUUGGAGCAAGUCGGUGGUGGUGUGGAUGACUUGCAUUCCAGCAUGAUUUGAUCAUGCUGGAGUGUCCGUCAUACAUCAUGCACGUCAUACUUUUAGCUGCCAACAUUAAAGUGUCUUAGCUUAUUAAAUAGCGAUAACUUUUUUUUAUUUAAUCAGAAGAGAUUUAUCCAGUUGUGCCUGUUGAGUUUUUCAUGAGAUAACGGUGUACCGCUGAUAUGUCCCUGAUCACUGGUUAUGAAAUACUGGAUGACGUUGUCCAGCAUUUAGGAAUCUUAACAUUUGAAAAACCUCUUGAUUUCAUGCUUGCUGCUUAUGUGCUUCCCGUGUUUGCCCGUCUCCUCUUUAUUUAACAGUAUCCACUUUGUAAAAGACCGCAAUCAGAUAUGCAGUGGGUGUAAAUUCUGUUGGAAAGCUCUUGUGUGUUCUCCUGUAUGAAUGGAAAGAGAAUACAGUACAUUACUGUAGGUGCUGACGCAAACUUUCUGAGUUUGACCAGGAAAGCUGACUUGGACAUUUAAUGCAAAAUGUAUCAUAUGUGAAUAAACUAUAAACACACUGA